GGAAACUUAAGCUCUCUUACUCAUCUUGAUUUUUCAAAUAACCAGCUUGAGAUUGAACCCAAAUAUUUGGAAAGUCUUUGCAAUAUGAGGGAGAUGGAUUUGUCAAAUAAUACAAUUAAUCAUGAGGUCUCAGAAAUCAUAGAGAGUUUGUCUAGAUGUAGUUUGGAUCGAUUAGAGUCAUUAAAUAUUGCAUUUAACAAACUUUCUGGCCAUUUACCUAAUCAACUUGGCCAAUUUAAAACUUUAGCAUACCUUUACCUUAACCGAAACUCCAUUUCUGGUCCCAUUCCAUUCUCAAUAGGGGAGUUGUCAUCAUUGAAAGUUCUUGAUAUUUCAUACAAUCGAUUGAAUGCAACUCUUCCUCAAAUUUUAGGACAACUUGGGAAUUUGGAACAUUUAGACGUUAGCAAUAAUAUGUUGGAAGGAAAUAUAUCAGAAACGCACUUUUCUAAUCUCACGAUAUUGAGAUCUUUUUGGGCAUCUAACAACAUGUUAACGUUUAUACCAAACCCAAGUUGGAUUCCUCCUUUUCACUGUGAAAGUAUUGGACUAGGUAACUGGCGUCUUGGUCGGCAAUUUCCUCAGUGGCUACAAUUCCAAAGGAACAUGUAUAGUUUAGACAUCUCCCAUGCUGGAAUUUCAGGUGUCAUUCCCACUUGGUUUUGGAACCUUUCGACUUCAUUUGAAUAUCUAAACCUUUCCCAUAACCAAUUAGUCGGGGAGUUUUCAUAUUUACCGAUAAGUUGGAUUGCUGACUUGAGUUCCAACCUAUUCACAGGUCCAUUGCCACAGGCAAUAUUCUCAGAUUUGGGGGAUUUAUUUUUGUCCAAGAACUUUUUUUCAGGAUCACUUUUUAAUUUUCUUUGUAAUUCCUCAAAUAACCUGAAAGUUUUGAACAUUCUUCACGUUGAAUCAAAUCUUCUGUCAGGUGAAAUUCCAGAUUGUUGGGAAAAUAUGCCAAUGUUGGAAGUCCUAAAUUUAGGAAACAACAGUCUAACUGGGAAAAUUCCUAGAUCCUUGGGAUCUAUGCGUCUUAUUGAGUCAUUAAGCCUUCGUAACAAUAAUCUGUUUGGAGAAGUACCAUCCAUAUUGCAGCAUUUAGUUAAUAUGCUUGUUCUUGAUCUUAGUGAAAAUCAAUUGACGGGAAGUAUUCCAGCAUGGAUUGGAGACAAGCUCUCAAACCUUGUGAUUCUAAACCUCCGUUCAAAUAACUUUCAAGACUAUAUUCCUGAUCAGAUUUGUGCUCUUAAUUCUCUUCAUGUCUUGGAUCUUGGUUAUAACAACAUUUCAGGAGCUAUUCCAAAAUGUUUUAGUAACCUAAGUGCCAUGGCCACAACCCUCAACCCACACGUGGCUAAUUGGUUCUCGAGAUUCUACCCUGACAACUCGUUUUAUUUUGGUGCAUUAUUGGUGAUGAAAGGAAGAGUGGAUGAAUACAGUACCACACUCGGACUUGUUACCGGCAUAGACCUUUCAGUUAACAGUCUCACAGGAGAGAUCCCCAAAGAACUUGGUUAUCUUAUGGGACUGCUGUCAUUAAAUUUGUCAGGGAAUCUCCUAACUGGAAAGAUACCAGAGACCAUUGGUAAUAUGGAGAUGUUGGAAUCUCUUGACUUGUCCAUGAACCGACUCCAUGGUGAAAUCCCUUCAAGUUUUUCCAAUUUGAAUUUCUUGAAUCACUUCAACUUGUCCUACAACAACUUGACAGGACAAAUCCCAUCAAGCACCCAACUCCAAAGCUUUGACAAGUCUUCUUACAUUGGCAAUCAUCUUUGCGGACCUCCAGUCACUAAAAAUUGCAACAAAAAGGGCGAAGCACCUGAUGGUAAAAAUGGAGGUAGUAGUGGAGGAAAGAAAACAUCAGAGGUGAAUUGGCUUUAUGUAAGCAUAGUGCUUGGAUUUGCGAUGGGGUUUUGGGGAGUAGUGGCUCCCCUUGUUUUAAUCAGGUCUUGGAGGUUUGCUUAUUAUAAAAAAUUGGAGCAAAUUGGUGACAAGCUAUGCGUGUUUUGGGCUACUAUUGGUAUAUUAAAGGAGACUGAGAGAAUCCACAUAGAUAUAGUGCAUGAGUGCUUAUGGAAUGCCAAUUACUAUUCUAUAUAUCCUCCCCUACCUCACCCCUAUUCAAUGUUCGAUUAUACAGUUGAUAGGCCAUUAUGUGUAAAUAUGUUUGUACUCUCUCAUGACAUAAAUAUACAUGCUAUAACCCUAAAUGGGAUAAGACAGAACAUUUGUUCUUUACAAAUUCAUUUCAUGGUAUCAAAGUGGCUGCCUUCCCUCUUUCUUCAUCUUCAAUUCGGAUCUAAAUAUUUGUCCUUUUCUCAAAUCGAAAAACAAUUACUUUUUAUCAUUCUACUCCAACAACUUUCUUUGUAA
Molecule: messenger RNA, 2373 nt
Organism: Durio zibethinus
Lineage: Eukaryota; Viridiplantae; Streptophyta; Magnoliopsida; Malvales; Malvaceae
Product: receptor-like protein EIX2
Molecular function (GO): protein binding
Source: RefSeq, a predicted model, not a curated record